ACCACCACCACCUCUACCGCACACACCAUGACCACCGCACUCGACGCACUCAAACAGACCGGCACCGUCGUCGUCUCCGACUCCGGUGACUUCGAGUCUAUCGAUGUCUACAAGCCCCAGGACGCGACGACCAACCCGUCGCUCAUCCUCGCUGCUGCCAACAAGCCCGCCUACCAGCGCCUGAUCGAUGCUGCCAUCGAAGCCGGUAAGGCCAAGGGCGGUGACAUUGAGACCCAGACCAAUGCGGCCAUGGACCGUCUCCUUGUCGAGUUCGGCAAGGAGAUCCUGAAGAUCAUCCCCGGCCGUGUCUCCACCGAGGUCGACGCCCGCCUGUCCUUCGACAAGGAGGCGACCAAGGCGAAGGCGAAGGAGCUCAUUGCUCUCUACGAGUCGCUCGGCAUCAAGAAGGAGCGCAUCCUCAUCAAGAUCGCGUCGACCUGGGAGGGUAUCCAGGCUGCGCGCGAGCUCGAGCGCGACGACGGCAUCCACUGCAACCUGACGCUCCUGUUCGGCUUCGGACAAGCCGUUGCGUGUGCCGAGGCGGGCGUCACGCUCAUCUCACCCUUCGUCGGCCGUAUCCUCGACUGGUACAAGAAGAACAAGCCCGGAAAGGACUACGUCGGCGACGCGGACCCCGGUGUCCAGUCGGUGAAGAAGAUCUUCAACUACUACAAGCAGCACAACUACAAGACGAUCGUCAUGGGUGCUUCUUUCCGGAACACCGGCGAGAUCACCGCUCUUGCGGGCGUUGACUUCCUCACGAUCUCCCCCAACCUCCUUGAGGAGCUCAAGAACGACACCUCCGCCGUCCCCAAGAAGCUCGACGCCAGCGCAGCUCUGAAGGGCGAGCAGAUCCCCAAGGUCACGUACGUCGACAACGAGGCCGAGUUCCGCUGGGCACUCUGCGAGGACGAGAUGGCGAACGACAAGCUCCACGAGGGCAUCCGCAAGUUCGCGCAGGACGGCGAGGCGCUCAAGAGCGUCCUCCGCAAGAAGCUCUCGGCUUAAAUGUUGCGCGCUGUUCCUGGGAGACUCGGAGUGUGUUGUUUCGGCAUCAGGGAGGGGUAGUAGGAAGAAGAAAUCUGUACAUGUGUAAAACGUAGCAUGGAUUCACCAGCAUCUAGAUUUUGCCUCACCAUACUAGACCAGCCCUCGCUGGGUCCAGAUGGGAUGUGUACGAACCUUUGAAACU
Molecule: messenger RNA, 1192 nt
Organism: Trametes versicolor FP-101664 SS1
Lineage: Eukaryota; Fungi; Basidiomycota; Agaricomycetes; Polyporales; Polyporaceae
Product: transaldolase
Exons: 6
Coding region: 28-1008 (326 amino acids)
Biological process (GO): carbohydrate metabolic process; pentose-phosphate shunt, non-oxidative branch; pentose-phosphate shunt
Cellular component (GO): cytoplasm; intracellular anatomical structure
Molecular function (GO): transaldolase activity
Source: RefSeq, a predicted model, not a curated record